AUGGAGGCGCAGGCUCGAGCGUUGGAGGAGGAAGUGCAGCAGCUGGGCGCGCAGGAACCGACGAAACACACGGCAGUGAUGAAGCAGAGACUGUACACUCGCGUGGGUCAGUUUCUCAUGGGCAGUCUGAACAUGCAGCACUGGUGGUGCGAUCAUUCGUCUCUCAUGGUGUUCAUGAUGCGCGUGCUGGAGCUCUACCCGGCGUCCGAGAGCGUCUGUGCCUUUUACAAGAAGAUGGAGCAGCAGCUGCGUCAUUGUUGUCGAUGCGUAGACACUUACCACGCAGCUCUACCGAGCGUCCGUGUGGAGCUGGAGUUCGAGUUCACGCCCGAAUCGAUCGCGUCUUUUUUCGUCAAAUCACAAGCGCUAGAUGCUGAUCGGGUGCAGCGGCAGUUGGCGGACGCGUUCACGGGGCUGGUCAAGGCCUCGCCGGAAAAGCUGGAAAUUAUGGCAAACACGUUGUACGAAGUGCUUCAUCACCGGCGUCUGCUGUCAGACUUCCGUAUUGUACGAGUGUUGUCGAGGUGGGUCUGUUCUCCGUUCGCAGAUGUGAAAGCAAAUUCGUAUCUGGGAAGCUUGCGUGGUUGCGCUGGGCUGUAUCAGUUACUGGUAUCGCCAUACUCUGCACUUAGAGAGUGGGCCCAAAAUAUGGUGCAACACUUUGGCUCGAUUCAGCUGCGUGGCGAUCGCGUGGAAGACCGGUAUUUACUCGAAGUGCUGGAUGAGUGGAUGUACGUACUGGAAAAUGAAGCAUUCAACAAAUCUAUGUUGUUGCUCGAUUUUAAAACAAAAGAGGAGAUUCAAGAUUUCUUGGAGCCAACAAAUUGCGUGAAGACUCCGACCAAGCCAAUGUUGUGGUCUGCACUUGAUACCGUAAUGCAGCAAAUGGACCUUGACAGCUUAGAAGCGAUGCUGGUUUCGUUUGAUACGAUCCCCGAUGUAGUCUUUAACUAUUUACAGGAUGCAGACCCUGCAGGAGACCAGACGCUCACCUUGGUGGUUUCCAAGUGUUUUGCAGUUCUCUUACGCUGUCUUGGGCACCGGUUCUGGGAUCACAGCGUUAAUUCGCCGAAAGUUGUGCUGGAUGUAAUAAUGCAGCAUUGCCGUCUCACCUCGUGGCGCGUGUAUGUCACGAAACAGUUUAUUGAGCUUCUGCCACCGCUUCUCGCGACUAUACGACCGUCUCAAAUCGUCAGCCAAUCGGUUCGUAUUGCAUUGAGCUUGACAUGUUUUUUGCAUUAA
Molecule: messenger RNA, 1242 nt
Organism: Peronospora matthiolae
Lineage: Eukaryota; Oomycota; Peronosporomycetes; Peronosporales; Peronosporaceae
Source: the annotation of a GenBank genome assembly